AUGGGAAAUGACAACACCUAGUAUAUUUGUGAUGAAUGCUGUUUGGAUUUAUAAGAUGGAACCUACAAGGUGAAUGUUGAAAAUCUAAUUCAUAUAAAGGAUGUAUAAUUUAGGACUAUCUUAUAAAAGGCAUUAAAGGGUCCUGAACAUUUAAUAUCAAAACUUAAUUUGUCCCCUUCCCUUAAAAACUUUUUUAAUGAAUUAGAUAAAUUUAAUGAUAAAACAUUGGAUGGUAUUUUUUUGAAUAUCAAAACACAAAUUGUUAAAAUUUAAAAUUUCCUGUUCGAGGUCUAGAGCGAAAUGGUAUAAGAUUCAAAAUAUAUUCUUGAUACAAAAUAGAAAAUUAGGGAAUAAUUGAAUAAAAUUAUUAAAUUUGAUCAAUUCUAAUAAAUCUUACAGAAUUUUUAAUCAAUAGAGGUUUAAAAUAAUGUUGAAGCCAUUCAAUAAAAUGAAAGGAUAGUUCAUAAUUAUUUAAUUGAUCUUACUAAAAAUGAUUCAAAAGAACUUAAUUAAACUUUGACCGAUUUAUUAAAUGGAACAGUAUUAUAGCUUAAAAAUUCAAAUUAAGAAAAACUUCCUUAAUGUAAAAAGUUACAAGAAUAGUUUAGAUAUUUAAAUGCUAGCAAAUAAGAACUCAUAAAGUAAAUUAAUGUAAUAUAUUUUGAACAGUCAAUUUUGUCUUAUUAUUACAAAUAGAAAAUAAUAAAUACUAUUUAAUUGAAAUCCGAUAAAAUAGCAACAAGCUUUUAAAGAAUCUUUUUAAGUUCAAAAGAUGGAUUAAAUGCAAGUGCUUUUUGGGGUAAAGUUGAAGGUAAAUCAAAUUUAUUAAUGAUAUUCAAAACUAAAAGUGGUUACAUUUUUGGUGGGUUUUCUCCUUGUUAAUGGCUAUCAGAUUAGAAUAACUACGUAAAAGAUGGUACAUUAACCUCGUUUAUAUUUUCAUAAUCUUAUGAUGAAGUAUAUCCUUUAAAAUCAUUAUAUUAAUCAAAAGCUAUCUAUUCUGGUAGUAACUAUGGACCUACUUUUGGGGAUGGUCAUGAUAUUUAUAUUGAUUAAGAUUUUCAAAAUGGUUAUUCUAACUUAGGAUAUGCCUAUAAGUGGGAUAAAUAUUAAAAUGCCAAAAGUUCAUAUUUAUUUGGAUAAUCAACUCCAAAUAUAUCAGAAUGUGAGAUUUAUUAAGUAAUAUUUGGUUGA
This is a messenger RNA of Paramecium tetraurelia, 1194 nucleotides long. RefSeq lists its product as uncharacterized. NCBI's taxonomy places the organism in Eukaryota, Ciliophora, Oligohymenophorea, Peniculida, Parameciidae. The record is from RefSeq and is a predicted model, not a curated record. The transcript is spliced from 2 exons.